AUGCUUUAUUUGAAAUGGACUGAACUUGGAAGCACACUAGACAAAAAAAGAUGCCUUAAAUUAAGACUAUCAAUCAGAAAUAACUGCAAAAUGUGAAAGAAUGGGAAUUAUUUUAAUUUGUUUCUAUGGAAUUGUUUUUGUUCAAGGCAUACCCGCUGUAAAUUCUGAAUCAGACAUAGCUAAGUUACUAGAACAUCCAUACAAUAAAUACCUUUGGGAUAACAUUCCACGGCCAUUUGAAAUUAUUUUUCCGAAAAGAGUCCAUAAGAAAGCAGACCAAAUUGCCAUCUCAACUCGUGAAAAACAGAUUCGACAUCAUGGAACUCAUGAACAUCUUGAGCAUGUCACCUUUCAGUUGAUGAUUAAUGGACAAGGACAAAAGUUAAGGCUGAAAAAAAAUGAUGCUCUGCUGUCUUCCGGAAUUCAGGUCAAACAUUACCUGGAAGAAAACCAACAAAUUAUUAGCAAGACUGUGGAGCAUUGCUACUAUCAGGGUACAGUUAAAAGAGAUGAAUGGUCUAGUGUAGCUGUCAGUACUUGUCAUGGGAUAAGGGGUGUGAUUAAUUUACACAACAAGACAUAUGUUAUACAGCCCUUACUUGGUGGAGAUGAAGGGAUACAUCAUCCACAUGUUGUUUUCAAAGCCUCCACUUCCAAAACAGAGACAUGUGGAAAUGACAUUGGUCAGUGGAGGACAUUUCAGGAGUUACAUAGGGGGGAAUUCAUUAGAAGAGUCAAAGCUAUGAAGGCCAAGAAACAGCUGCAUAUAGAUGUAAACAACAAUUCAGAGAAACAUUUAAAGAUGGCAUUAGUAUUAGAUAAUUCUGUGUAUUCCAGACUAAAUCUCUCUCAUAAAGAAAUGGUGAACUUUGCCCUACAAACAGCUAACAUGGUGGAUAUGUAUGUAAAAGAUGUAGGUAUAAGAACACGAGUGACUUAUGUAGAAUACUGGAAUGCAGGAGAUAAGAUGGAAAUAUCUUCACAGAUCAGAGAACUCCUGAAAUCUUUUCUAAUGUACAAACAGUUUCAUUUGAUGAACAUAGACCAUCAUGCAGCUCACUUUAUCACGCACGUCCCAUUAGAGGAUAACUCUGUUGGUUUAGCUAUACCAGAUAGUGUGUGUACAGAGAGAGCUGUUGGAAUAAAUAGGGUAUCAAGUGUACUGGAACCUCAACAGCUUGCAACCAUUCUGACACAUAUGUUAGGUCAUAAUCUAGGACUGAAGCAUGAUGAAGAUGUCAAACAACGGGAAUUAUACCAUAGAGGUGGUUGUGACUGUAAGGACCAGGUUGGAUGUAUCAUGUCUACAGAUGUACUGAUGAGAUCAGACACCAUUCAUUCCAGACAGUUCUCUAACUGUAGUAGAUCAGAUUUAGAUGUAUCUAUGAGUAUGGACAUUACAGCAUGUCUCAGUGCCAGUCCAAGAGAGUACUAUAUAUCUAAUGUGAUUCAAAUGGCUUUUACACAAGAAUGUGGCAACUUGAUAGUAGAAAGAGGGGAGGAGUGUGAUUGUGGAACACCUCAGGAAUGUGCAAUAAGAGAUCCGUGUUGUGAUCCAGAUACAUGUUUACUGAAGACUUGGGCCCAGUGCAGAACAGGAUCAUGCUGCUAUAACUGCACAUUUCUUCCACAACAAUAUGUUUGUCGAGAGAGAUCCACAGAAUGUGAUGUACCUGAACUAUGUACUGGUUUCUCAGGGGAGUGUCCAUCCAACAACUACAUACAAGAUGGUCAUCCAUGUGGAAAUAGCAGUGGUUUCUGUCAAAGUGGUAUUUGUCCUACCAUGGCUCUGCAAUGUCAGCAUAUCUGGGGAGAAGGAGCUAUAGGUGCAGAUGAACAGUGUUACGAAAGAUUUAAUCCCAUCGGUAAUUUUAAUGGACAUUGUGGAAAGGAUGAUAAUACAGGAUCUUAUGCUAAAUGUCUUCCAGAAAACAUAAUGUGUGGAUUGCUACACUGUGAUGGUGGUACUGUUGCUCCGCUCUUUGGGUCAGAUAAAAAUUUUAUGAAGACAACACUUGUCUCUAAUGGCAUAGAGUAUGCAUGCAAAGUGAUCCAUGGCCCAGCAGUGUUAAAUCUGCCUAAUUUUGGACUGGUACAAGAUGGAAGCAAAUGUGGAAACAAUAAAAUUUGUAUGAACAAACAAUGUGUCUCAGUAUCAGUAUUGCCUCCACUUAAAUGUCCAGGAACUGUUGACAAUGUUAUCUGUUCAGGCAGAGGGGUGUGUACACAGAAGGGAACUUGUUUCUGUGAUGAAGGUUGGACUGGUUCUGAUUGCACUGUUAAAUCCAAUAUCACCAUGACAACAGGAGUACUACGCAAACCUACAUUGCCAACCACCCCAACGACAACACUAAUCAAGGUCACUCAAAGGUCAACAGCCUUGACCACCACUACAAUAAUAACUGCACCUCCAGUAGCUGUUGUAAAAGCAGAUGAAAGUGGAAUAAGUACAGAAUGGUUGGUGAUUAUUUUAGCCUCAGUGGUUGGAUCUCUGGUGUUCUUGUUAGCUGUGACUUUCCUGUGUUAUAGGAGAACAAGUCCAGUGAAGAAGAGAUUUUUUGGAAAGGGAAACAAAUCCAUAAAGUUUGGUGCUACACCUUCUUACAAACACCGUGGGUUAUUUGGAAAGAAGAAGAAGGGGACCAGUGAAGAAGAAAGUGAUAUUGGUGAGCUCCCCCCACCACCUGUUAUUAUUUCUGAUCCUAAUUCAGCUAUGCCUGAGAGGGGUAUACUGAAAAACAAUCGUAAAUCUAGUGAUGGAAGUCGUAGUAGUGAUACAUACACUGGUACCGGAGGAACAGAUACUGCAGACCAGGAUAGUGAAGGUCCUUAUGGACUGGAAACAGAAGAUGAUGAGGCAGAAGAAAUUCAGGAAAUUCUUAAUCGGAAAUUUGAUCCUGAAAAAUCUAUGGAAGCCUUAGAUCAGAUAGUGGAUUCUUCCAGCUUUGACUUUGUAUUGCCAUCCCCAUAUUUUAGUACUGUUGGUAAUUGUACAGAUAAUUCUCCAACCAAAAGACUUUUUGGAUAUGAUAUACCUCAGUUCUCACAGCAAACACCACAACGUCCAUUUUAUUGGAAAAAUAAUUUGUCAUCCCCUCCAAAGUCUAGAGUAGUUAGAAUGAAAAACUUAGAUGAAUUGAUACAACAAAUUGAUCGCCAUACUAUUGAUCUGUCCCCAUCACCAGAUGAGCUUCAGAUGCAGAUAUCUCCAUCUACAUCAGAGGAUGUUCGUAGUAAUUCAACCGAUGAUAGACAAUAUCACAACAAUCACACUCCUCCUAGUCCAUUGUCAAUAGCUAGCACUAGUACUAGAGACACCUACAGACCAUUUUUAAACAGUCAGUGGACAAAAUAUAUCUUGCGUAGAAAUGAAAUGGAUGAUUGUGGUAUGGAUGUGUAUGGAUCUGAAUCCCCCAUGCCACAGAUCAGUAUCCCACCUCCUAUGAGUCCACUAAACAUCCGAAGUAUAUAUAACUAUGCACAAAACUCACAUGGAAGAGAUGUGAAUGAUACACCUAUAGGAAGUCAGGCAGGGGAUUGUGGAUCAACUCAUGGUACCACAAGUUCUAGAAAUGGAUAUGAAAAAAGUUCAGGCUAUGGUAGUGAACAUGAUCCUGAACACUUCAGUACUGAUGAAAUGUCACGUAAUCAGUCUCGCUCAGGAUCACUCUCUCCUCCACCUUACAGUGCAGUGAUAAGGGCGGGCCCAAAUAAAAUCAAAUUAGUAUCUGCCAAAAAAUUACAUGAUACUGGGAUUGGGGAUGAAGACUUACAAAAACUUUUACAAGAAUUACCAAAAAUAGAUUCAGGAUCUUACAGCCGUCAUCCUGUGAAAUCAGAAGCUAGUCUCCCACCAAAAGAAAGUGAUCCCUUGUUAGGAGGACAUUUACAAGAUGAGCAGGAUUGUAUUGAAAAUGCUCCCUGUAUUGACUGUAGUGUUGAAGAAAUACCAAAUAGUAAGUCUCGACGAAAAAGUCGUGGAUCUGUCAAUAGUCAGCUGAUGAAUAUAAGCUUUAAUCAGAAUGGUGAAGACAGGGAUUGUGUUGAAGUAACUGACAAUAAACAUAAUUGUGCCAUUGAUGUUGAUACUUAAAUUACUGAUAUUUGUAAUGGUUAUAUUAUACAUCAGUUGUAAUAUGUUUUGAUUGUAAAUACAGUUAAAUGUUAUAUAAUACCAGUUUCUUACCCAUAAUUCUAAUUACAUAGAUAUAAUAAUAGAAGUUAUUUAAUAAAGAAAAUAUUAUUUUACACUAUGGAAUGAAAUUUAGAUAAAAACAAAUAUUCAUCGAUUAACAAGCCAAAUGACAGAUUCUUUUACAGCAUUCACUUCAUACAAGUACAUUUGUUGGCAAUUUGUAUUUAAUAAAAUGAUAAAAAAAAUAGUUAUUAUGAUAUACUUAUACACUUAAGAUAACAUAUAAUCUUCUAUAUACUACAUUACUACAUUUUUUGUUGUAUAGACUUUGUGCCAAAGUCAAACUUGGCAGCUUGUUAUUAUACUUAUAGUUUUACUACAUGCAUAGAAACAGCAGUGCUGUAACUUGUUUUAAAACUAAGAACAAAAUAAACAUUAAAUAUGUACAGCAAUGAGCAUGAUUAGCAAGUGUGGAUUUAUGGUAUGGAACAAUGUAAGAAUCCAUUACUCAAAUCUUUUUGAUUAAAGUUAAAGUAGAGGAAUUGUAAAAUACACAUUUCUGUAUAAUAGAAAAACAAUAGUGUUCUUUUAUCUGUCUCAAUUAAUGGCUUAUCCUGCUUAUUGUACAAAUUUUGCAUAGCAUUCCUUUAUAUUGAAUAUUUUUACUUUAAAAAUUGUCUUAAAACCUCACUUCAAUUAACUGGUUUGUCAUGUAUCUUAGUCUUCUAAAUAUUUAUCAUUUUGAUUAAGAUCUUAUCUUUUUGUUGUUCAUAGAAAUACUCUUAAAGAAGCAUUUUUAAAUAAGUUUAUAUGAAAGAAAGACUUUUUAGUAAAUGUAAAAGACAAAAGUUUGUGAACUGCCUUCAAGUUAGAAUUACUUGUUCUUUAUAUGUAAUUAGUAAAAACAGUUAUUUGAAAUGAGGUUUAAAUACAAAUUUAUGUUUUUAUUUUCUAUUAAAAGUAUUUUUAUUUAAGUAUUUUAUACCCAGCAUUAUUUGUUAGUUUUGCACCUUUAUUUUUUUAAAUAAUUUUUGUUUUGUUAUAUUUUUAUGUUAUUUUUAUUUUUCAUUAAGUAUCAAUUUAAUUUAAGUUUAAAUUGAAUUUCAUUAACAUAUAAUGAACAAUUACUUUAAAACUAAUUGACAUAAAAAAAAAAGACAACUUCACAACAAAAGUGAAGAAUUUUAUCAAAAUUGAAGGGUUUUUUUUGUAAAAUUGUUAUUUGAAUCUAAUGUGAAAAACUUUAGAUACAUAUAAGGCAACUUUUCUAUAUAUGUAAUUUUUUUUGCAAUUUAGUUAUUUCAUAUCACUCUUUAUAGUAAUUUUUAUUUCCAAAGAUAAUAGUUUUGAAAUAGGACUUGUUACUAUUCUGAAAAAAAUUAACCAAUAGCUAGAAAAUGUAUAGCAAAUUAGUAUUGAAUGUAGAACCAAAAUUGUUAUGAAUAUAAAUGGUAUUAGGUUUUUAUUGAAAGAUCUAGAAAGUACUAAUUAUAAAAUUUGACCUCAUAUUAAUAAACUUGUAUAUCUUAUAAUGUGAAUCAUGUGACAUAUAAACAUUAAGUUAUAAGUUGUUUUCUAGAAUCUCAUUUAGAUUUUUAGUUGUAAUAGAUAUUUUUAGAAAAUAAGUUGAAUGAUCAUUUUAUGAUAUAAUUCAUGCUACUUUUUUUGCUAAGUGCAAUAUGGAUAUGAUCAAAUUACAUUGUAUAAAUAUAUGAUAUUGUCCAUCUUAUUUUUGCUCACUUUAUUCUUUUGAAUCUACUUACACCUUGCUAAUAAACAUGUUUCGGUUUGAAUCAUUUUAUUUUUUUAAUACACAAAUGUAUACAUACUUUAAAUGUGUUCAAUCUUGUCCAGUUUUCCAUGCCAACAUAAAUGCCUUUUGUUGUCAUGAACAAUGACAAAAAAAUAUUUUUUCUGGACUAAAGCAUUAGAAAUGAGAUCUAGCCUUUCUAGACUAAAGCAUUAGAAGAGAGAUAAAAAAAUCAUCUUCUUUCAGUUGCUAGUGCAUUGUGAAAGUAUUUCACUUUUAAAAGUUGGAUAUAGCUAUUAAUCAAGUAAUGAUAAACUGUUUAAAACAGCAUUAACAUGCUGCUUUGAAAUGACUAUUUAGUAUAUUUUUUUCACUGCUAAGUUAUGGCUUUCAUUUUUUAAGGUUGUUUUUUGGUAGUAUAUGUGGUAUCUUAUGGUUGUUACUUUAUUUAUAAUGUUUAUAUAAAGUGGUGCUUUAAAUGUUGUUGUCACAAAUAACAUUAUUUUCUAUACAUACUUAAUUCAUCAGUCACUAACAUUUUGAAAGAUAGUUAUCAAUUGUGAAAAGGUAGCUUAAAAUGUCAGCAUUGCCAGGCCCUGAAAAGAUAUUUUUAAAACCAAAAGACAUGUAUUUUUCUUUUUUCAAUUUUAAGAAAAUUUUAUUUUUGAUUCAGCAAAUGAAAAUGUUUAUAAAUCUUUUUAUCAAAGCUGAAUAUUGCAAUUAAAAUGCAUGAUUUAAAUUUAACAAUACAAUAACUUUCUUACAACAACAAAGAAAUACUUUUGGUUUGAUCGUUUUAAAAGAGCUGACAUUUUUAGUUUAAGGGCAUUUGACAUCCGUUUAUGAAAACAAUACUUUAAGAAUUUAGUCAUUAUAGUUCUGAGUGGAAAAAUAAAAAAUUGUUAUUUUUGUGUGCUCAAUGAAAUUAAUGUGAUGUAACAGUAAUACAAGCAUACUAAAGAAAACAUUUUGAAAGAUGAUUUAUAAUAGUCAUGGUUAUAAAUACUCUACUGUAUUUGUCACAAAGUAAACAAAAUUAUCAUAUUG
Messenger RNA from Mytilus californianus (California mussel), 6932 nucleotides. Its product is annotated as disintegrin and metalloproteinase domain-containing protein unc-71-like. Bases 101 to 4093 code for a protein of 1330 amino acids. Gene Ontology annotation, biological process: membrane protein ectodomain proteolysis. The transcript has 28 exons. The record is from RefSeq and is a predicted model, not a curated record. NCBI's taxonomy places the organism in Eukaryota, Metazoa, Mollusca, Bivalvia, Mytilida, Mytilidae. Gene Ontology annotation, molecular function: metalloendopeptidase activity.